Athene cunicularia (burrowing owl) is the source of this 1549-nucleotide messenger RNA. RefSeq names its product protein cordon-bleu-like. Lineage: Eukaryota; Metazoa; Chordata; Aves; Strigiformes; Strigidae. Bases 355 to 1467 code for a protein of 370 amino acids. Gene Ontology annotation, molecular function: actin monomer binding. Gene Ontology annotation, cellular component: dendritic growth cone; perinuclear region of cytoplasm; ruffle. The transcript is spliced from 9 exons. The record is from RefSeq and is a predicted model, not a curated record. Gene Ontology annotation, biological process: actin filament network formation; actin filament polymerization.
AGUCCUACCAGGGCAUGGCCACAAAUCAUGUGCUGUUGGGGAACAUGAAAGAAGAUCAGUCCAAACCAGAAAUCAAAUGUGAAAGUGCUUCUAAACUCUCGAGAUCUGUUCAUUGAUUUAUGGAGCAGGGUGAAUGCCACCCUUUCUAAAGACAGAAGUGUUACCCUGUCUUGUCCCUGUGAGACUGCGUCUGUCCAAUGACAUUGUGGUGAACCGUAUAUUUUGUCUCAGCCCACAUUCUCCUGGAUUAGUACAACCUUUGGAAGACCUCCCUUCCUCUUCCUUUGCUGUACCCAGCUAACCCAUAUCUUCUGGAAAGAGAUAUAAGCAGCAGGAUCAGUCUCAAGAAGAAGAAUGAAAGCUCGUGCUCCUCCUCCACCAAAUCAACCUUCUGCAGCAAGUAGAAUUCACAGUGAGCACAAGUCACCUGCAGAGACAGCUGUUAUUUCUGAUCAGAACCUUGUGAGCAUGAAGGAGAACAUGAUAAACAGAUCAGUGGACUUCACAGUCAUUUUACCCAGCGGGGUAGAGCAGAAGAGCACAGUACAAGGAAGUAAAGCUGUGAUGGAUCUGUUGGUUGAUUUGUGCAGCCAGUAUCGCUUAAAUCCAUCCCAACAUAGUCUUGAACUGAAGUCUUUGGGAACUCAUCAACCUCUGAGUUACAAGCCAAACACUUUGAUAGGAGCACUGGAUGUACAGACAGUACUUCUGAAAGAGAAGGUUCCUGAGGAGAAGACAAAGAGACCUCUGCCAAGGGUCCCUGAGAAGUCUGUGAGGCUGGUAGUGAACUACCUGAAGACACAGAAGGCUGUGGUUCGUGUUAGUCCAGAGGUGCCUCUCCACAGUAUCAUCCCAGCUAUUUGUGAGAAGUGUGAAGUCAGUCAAGAGCAUGUUGUUCUUCUGCGAGAUGGCAUCACUGGGGAGGAGCUGGAGCUUACCAAGUCCUUGGAGGAGCUGGGGAUAAAGGAGCUGUAUGCCUGGGACAGAAAAAGAGAACCAAGUCGAAAGGCUUCAGUAAGCAAUGAUGCAAUAGAAAAAGAAAAGACAAGACUUCUGGGAUUGUUUAAAGCUGAUAGAAGAAGCAGCAAGGGUUUUUCCACAGCACCAAAUUCCCCUUCGGUGAAUUCUCGUUCCAGUAGCCUGGGUCCAUCACUGUCCCUUGGUAACAUCUCAGGAAUGACAGCAAACCCAGAAGUGAAAAAGCGCAGAGCACCUCCUCCACCAGUUGUGACACCUGCAUUGCAGAACAUGGUGAUGAGUGGACAAGAAAAGAGAGCAGCACAGAUUUCACAAGGAGCAUCCCUGAAUGAUUUACAGAAAAAGAAGAGGCGUGCCCCUCUUCCACCAGCUGCAUCUGCUCCACCCACUCCUGCCAUGCCGAACAGGACAGAAGAGAGGGAAGACAAGAGGAAGAGCACAAUGGUUUACUGUUGUGCAUCAUUCCCUUCAUAUACCAAGCGCGUCUGACAGACCUUGCCUCUUCCUAUGACCUUCAUACCUCUGAAUCUCCUGUUGCCUCUGCUACCCUGAUUCUUCCGUUGCCUUCCUU